CAUAUCAACAUCCGGGGCAUGUGGCUGUUGCUUGGGGAGACAGAACGAGGUCUCUUGAAAUGGAUUUCACAGAAGCCUACUCUGACAGAUGUUCAGCUGUUGGGCUUGCAGCUCGAGAAGGGAAUGUCAAACAUUUGAAGAAGCUAAUCAAACAGGGAUACAGUGUUGAUGUUCCUGAUAACAGGGGUUGGAUGGCAAUUCAUGAAGCUGCCUUUCAUAACAAAAGUGGCUGCCUGAAGCUCUUACUUCAUGCUGCACCUUCAGAUGACUACAUUAGAGCCAAGACAUUUGAAGGUACUUGUCCAUUACACCUUUCUGCAAGCCGGGGCAGCUUGGAAUGUGUUGCUGUUCUUUUGAAAUAUGGAGCCAAUCCUAAUGAGGUUACUAAAGAUGUGACCACGCCUUUGUUUCUAGCUGUUGAAAAUGGGCACACUGAUGUGAUACGGCUUCUGCUUCAUCAUGGAGCAAAUGUUAAUGGGCCCCACUGUUGGUCUGAAUGGAACUCUUUGCACCAGGCUUGUUUUCGGAAUUAUCCUGCAAUACUGAAAUUACUCCUUGACAAAGGAGCCAAUACAGAAUCAGAGGAUGACUUUGGGAUCACACCUUUAUUUAUUGCUGCACAAUAUGGAAAUCUGGAAUGCUUAAGGAUACUCAUAUCAUAUGGAGCAAAUGUCAACUGUCAAGCCAACGAUCGGGCCACACCGUUAUUUAUCGCUGCGCAGGAAGGCCAUGGCGCGUGUGUGGAGUUGUUGCUGUCGAAGGGAGCAGACCCAAACCUCUAUUGUGAUGAGGAGGAAUGGCAGUUGCCUAUCCAUGCCGCAGCACAAAUGGGGCACCGCAACAUUCUGCGCUUCCUCCUACCAGUGACGGAUCGGCUUUGCAGCACUGCUGAAGGCAAACUGAGCCCCAUCUACUCAGCCAUAUAUGGUGGACAUGAAAAUUGCUUGGAUCUCUUACUUGAGGAAGGUUACAGCCCAGAUGCCCAAACGUGUCCGGUCUUUGGCUACAGAUCACCCAUGUCUCUGGCUUUCACCAAGGGGUUGGGAUUUAUUCUCAUUCUUCUGAAAUAUGGAGUCACUCUUCAUGGAGCUGAUCUAGGCCUCUGUCUGUUCCAUGAAAAGUUCUCUUUAUUUCAGUAUUUCUUGAAGAGGGGCUGCAGGCUUCCGUGUAACCAAGAUGCGGAAGAAAUUUGUGCACUUGACCUACAACACCAGUACAAAGAGUGGCUGCCGUCUCUCCUGCUUGCUGGAUUUAAUCCCGUCAGCCUCCUCUGCAAGUCGUGGAUAUGCUCUGUAAACAACGAUGCCCUGAAUUUGAUGUUAGAGUUCACUGACUGGAAGAGACUUCCUUGGGAUGUGGAGCAGAUCCUUUCUGAGCACAAAAGAACCUCUGCAUGGGUACCCUGUAGUCAUUUUGAACUCUUCCCUCCCUUGUCUCACCUUUGCCGCCUGGAGAUCCGAUCGCUUUUGACAAGUGACCGUUUACGAUCGGACCAGUUUAUCCGCCAGCUGCCCUUACCCACUGGCCUGCAGGACUACCUGCUGUUCUCGGAUGUUUUAGCAACGCACAAUGUGGCGCGAUCUUCGCUGACCCUGGGAGAAGUGCAUGAAGGAGAUGCCUUGCCACCUGUAGGCAUUUCGGGAACUACGGAAAGAAGACGAACUUAG
Euleptes europaea (tarantolino) is the source of this 1667-nucleotide messenger RNA. RefSeq names its product ankyrin repeat and SOCS box containing 3 (gene ASB3). The coding region runs from base 60 to 1667 and encodes 535 amino acids. Gene Ontology annotation, cellular component: cytoplasm. Gene Ontology annotation, biological process: intracellular signal transduction. NCBI's taxonomy places the organism in Eukaryota, Metazoa, Chordata, Lepidosauria, Squamata, Sphaerodactylidae. The record is from RefSeq and is a predicted model, not a curated record. Gene Ontology annotation, molecular function: protein binding. The transcript is spliced from 10 exons.